Messenger RNA from Punica granatum (pomegranate), 2528 nucleotides. Lineage: Eukaryota; Viridiplantae; Streptophyta; Magnoliopsida; Myrtales; Lythraceae. The record is from RefSeq and is a predicted model, not a curated record.
UUUAAGAUGAAUAUAGUGGUAGUUAGAUUAAGGAAUUGGCAUUGCCAUGUUGUGUGAAAGGAUCUGAGAAAUAUGGCCUUUUAUGUUCCACCUGGACUUGGGAUAUGCAGUGUGAUUGAAUAUGUGGAUUGCAUAUGAAGUAUAUGAUGAUAAUGUGAUUCAAUAUGAUUGGGAUUGUGGUUGUGUAUGCGGAGAUUGCGAUAAUUUGGGAAUAAGAAUUUGGUGUGGGUAUAUGAUAUGAGAUGGCGUGGUUGUAGUUGAUUGUGCUUGUGAUUGUUGCGUGAUUAUAUAGCCAUGGGACCGCUGGAUUCGGCGGAUUACAAAAUGGGUCAGAUUGACCGCUGGACCCAGCGGAAUACAAAUAGGGCCUGAUCGGUCGCUGGACCCGGCGGAAUAGAAAAAGGGGCUCGAUCGGCCGCUAAGACCCGACGGAAUACAAAUUGAGGUCGACUCUUACCGCCAGAGGUUAAUAGGCGGCCCCCGCUUAUGAGAUGUGGAUAUUGGAAGUUGAGAACGGUAUGAGCGAGAUGUGCGGGGUCACGGUACCGUCAUAACUCUGUUGCGAGGAAAUGCAACCCUAUAGCUAUAUUGAUUUGGUUGUGUUGUUUAUUGUUUGUUUGGUUGGAUUGCUGUAAAUGUGAUGAUUGUUAUGAUUGUCUGAAUUAUUAUGUGGAAGCCGUAUUGUUUGCUAAUUUGAUUUAAUUAGGCUAUGAGUGCAAGAUGAUGUUGGGUUAAAUGUUAAUUCUAAUAAUAGUUUUAUAUGGUUAUAAGGGCAAGUGAUUGUUGAUGAAUGAACUUAUUAAUCAUUUGUACGUAUUGUCUAAUAUGUCGUGUUGGUGAAUUAAUUGAUAGAGUUGGUUAUGCUACUACUAUCUAUAUGAAUAUUUGGUUGUCUAAAAUAUAUUUAUCACUUAAUAUUAUUCAUUUUGCUUUGGAAUUUAGUGCUCACUAAGAUGCAGCUCACACCCUGCAUAUAUUUUUCCAGAUAAGCUUCUAAUUGCGCGGAAGAACUACUUUUUGAUAUCGGGGAUCAGCUUGGAGAACUAGGUAGGAACCUUAGUUAUUUGAUAGAUAUCCUUUUUGUACAGAAUGGACUUGAAAAUGUUACAACCUGAAACUUUUGUUUAGUUGGUUUAGCAAUAUAGCUUUGCUAGAAUCGUACUUAUAUAAACAUAUAUGUGAGAGCAUUUGUAGUAGUUGUAUAUUUUUUAGAGUUAUGGAAAGCAGAUUUUAUAUGAAUAGUUACGUGAUAAUGGAUGUCGAGGAAAUAUAAGGAAAAUUCAGCUGAAAUUUCGGGUCGUGACAAUUUGUGAGCAGUUUAACUCGAAGAUUGUGAAGUUUAGAGGUAAGCCAAUCAUUACGAUGCUUGAUGAUAUUAGAUAUUAUUUGAUGGGGAAUAUGAAUAAGCACAGAUUGAGGGCAAAUAGCUUUGUGGGUCCAAUUUGUCCAGUAGCACAAAGUAGGCUAGACAAGUAUAGAAAGAUAGUUCAUAUUGAACCCCUGAAUAGGUUGGUGAUGCAGCAGGUUACAAAUUUUAAAUAUGGAAAAGGCCCCAAUGUAAGGUGGUAGAUUUAGGUGCUGGGACUUGCAGUUGUAGAAUGUGGCAGUUAACUGGGAUACCAUGUGCACAUGCUAUUGCUUGCAUGGCUUACAAUAAUGUGGAACCCGAGAAGUAUGUUCAUUCAUUUCUACUGAACGAUGGAGAGCCACUUAUGUCCCAUAGAUUAAACUAAUUACUGGUGAAAAUGACUGGCACCGCACUGAACUAUCACCAAUUGAGCCACCUGCAUUUAAAAGACCGUUUGGAAGGCCUAAGCAAAGGAGAAUGCAAUUUGAGGGUGAUGCAAGCAACUCUGGCAACUCCUCCAAGGCAACAAGAAAGUACGGUGAGACUCACUGCUCUAGAUGUGGAGAGGUCGGGCACAACAUUAGGAGAUAUACGAAAGAAGCCACUAAUGAUGCUCCAAAUAAGAGGGAAAACAGAAGAACAACUAGGGGUCCUAAUGCAUCUGAUUCGCAGGUUGAACCCCUAUUAGGCCCCUCAGGCCCCAUUGUAGGGUCUCAAGACUCUAUCAUCCUCGAGUCUAGCGUUCAACAAAGGCCUUUUAGCUUUGGAAUGGGGAUAUCAACAAAACAAGAUCCUAAUUGGAGGCCUCCAACACCAUUUAAUCCAUCUCCAAGUCCAAGCACAUUUCCAUUCAGGUUACCUGCAGCAGUGAUGGGUAGAGGCAAUUAGAGUACUCAUGCUUAUAGAUCCCCUCCUAUAAGGCCAAGAGUGCUUGCACCAGUUUCAACAGCUUCAACGUCAAGCUCAUCACAAGGAUCAAACACCAUCAGUCAAAGAUCUUGAGGAGUUAGUGGACAUAGGCAGUUUGUAUAGUUUUGACUGUAGUUUCACCAAAUUAAAUGUCAACAAGAUCUGCAAUAGUUGUAUGUUUAUGGUUCUGUAUUUUGUUGAAAAAGUUAAUUUGGUUAUGUAUUCUGUUGAAAAAGUCUCUUUUGUUAUGUAUUUUGUUGAAAAAGUGCAU